Molecule: messenger RNA, 2202 nt
Organism: Alosa alosa (allis shad)
Lineage: Eukaryota; Metazoa; Chordata; Actinopteri; Clupeiformes; Clupeidae
Gene: n4bp3
Product: NEDD4 binding protein 3
Exons: 6
Coding region: 205-2202 (665 amino acids)
Cellular component (GO): cytoplasmic vesicle
Source: RefSeq, a predicted model, not a curated record
GGGAAAAGCGAGAGUGCCACACUACUCAACAUUGCACUGCAACGAGGCUACACAGUCGAGUCCACGACGCUUUGCGAUCUCCACCGACAUCAAGGAGCAAAUAUUUUUAACAAUCAAGUGUUCAGAAGAGCAACUUUUUAUUAACAGCGACCAAUGCACUUGUGAAAUAUGACCUCCUUUUGGAGCCAUCAGACAUUGUAACCAAUGGCAACAGUCCAGGCUCUGUCCUUGACCCGUGAUCCCAGCAAGAGCUUCGGCGGUGACCUCUACUCCGCCCUUCCCCUGGCCUCAGCCCGUUGCAUCAUGGGAAGUGUAGGCAGCCUGAUCGAGAGGCCCGACGUCUCCCCGACCAAGGGCAACCGGGCGAUGCCCCAGGCGCCCGCGCGCCACAGCAACGGCCUGCUGAAGAAAGGCUUCAACCAGCGGGAGCUGCUCAACUACCUGAACAUCGCCAAGAAGGAGCCGAAGGGAGGCAAGCACAUCAUCUCCUCCGGGGUGUCCUCCAUUAAGAGGGAGCACGGCCGCGAGGAGGAGAACCUCUACGCCAAAGUCUACCACAAGGGCGGCAAGGAGGUGGACGUCAGCAAAAACUCCCUGCCCAUGGGGGGCAAGUUUGACAAGUCUCGCCUGCGUCCGUCCGCCUUCAAGCCGGUCACGCCCAAGAACUUCAGCUCCAUGCAGAACCUCUACCCGGCGCAGGACGCUUCGGACGCGCCGGCGCCCAGCAACGGCAUGCGCCCGUCCUACAUCACGGCGGCGACGUCCAAGUCGUUGUCCAGCGCGACCUCGUCCUCGUCCUCCUCGUCGCCCUCGCGUCACCACGGCAACGGCAGGCCCCCUGCAGCAGCAGCAGCAGCAGCAGAAGAGGAGGAGGAGAACGCGUCCGACUCUGGCCACCACUCGCUCAGCAGCCUGCUGGCCCCAUACCGCCCGGCGGCCUUCCGCCCGCACCUGGGCCACAUCAGCGUCUCCAUGGGCCACAUCGACCACAUCGGCUCGCUGGACCGCCACUCGGCCGCCGGCUCCCGGGGCGCGCUCUCCUCCGCCACCACCGAGGCCUCGUUUCCGCUGCCGCCGCCGGGCUCGGGGGGCGCGGCCGCCACGCUGGGCCGUCUCCGCGGAUACGGGAGUGAAGCGCCGCCCCCCUACGAGCUGUCCAUGUCCAUGGAGGACGUGGUGCGGGACCUGGAGGAGAGGCUCAUCGAGAAGGACCACGAGCUCAGGCAGAUGCGCCGCAACCUGGACGAAAGCGAAGACGCCAUCGCACAGGUGUUCGAGGAGAAGCAGCGCCUUUGGGAGCGCGAGGUGGAGGAGCUCAAGCGGCUGUACGCCGCCAAGCUGCGGCAGGUCUCCCAGCAUGCCCAGCGCGCCCAGCGUGGCCUCCAGCUGCAGCUCUACAAGGCCCAGCAGGAGCGCGGACGCCUGCAGCAGGAGGCCGACGCACUCCGCACCGAGUGCCAGAGCCUCCGCAGGACAGAAGGAGGAGGUGGAGGAGGAGGUGGAGGAGGAGGAGGAGGAGGAGCGCAGGAAACCAACCCUCAGCUGGAGGAGACGCAGUGGGAGGUGUGCCAGAAGUCAGGUGAGAUCUCCCUGCUGAAGCAGCAGCUGCGCGACUCGCAGGGGGAGGUGGCCCGCAAGCUCAGCGAGAUCUUCCAGCUCAAGACGGAGUUGCGGCAGGUCCGCACCGACGCGCGCAACAAAGACGGCCAGGUGGAGGCGCUGCAGCUCGCCCUGCAGACCGCCCUUGCCCUGCCCAACCGCCCGUCGCCGGGCGUAACGCCAAUCUGCCAACCGCCCGACCACCGAGGCAACUCGGAGGAGACGCCGGGGUCAUCGGGGUCAUCAGGGUCCGGCGCCACAGAGGACCGCCUUCGGGCAGAGCUUCUGCUGGAGAGGCGACAGAACGAGGCGCAGGCGACGGCCUUCGAGGCGGAGCGGCACACCUGGCAGACGGAGAAGGAGAAGGUGAUCCGCUACCAGCGCGAGCUCCAGGCCAGCUACCUGGAGAUGUACCACAAGAGCGAGGCCCUGGAGAGGGAGCUGCGCGAGCUCAGGGGGGGCCAGGGGGCCAGUGGAGGGGGUGGUGGGGGUGGUGGGAGCUUAGACAGGCGCAUGGGUGACAUGGGCAGAGAUCUGAUAGAGGAGGACGAGCCGCCUUCUGGUUUGCCUUGGAUCGAAAGGAUCGAGUCGUCCGAGAUUUGA